AUGUCGGCGCUUCUCACACAUGCUAUGGCAAAUAACCAGUUGUCGGGGAUUUCUCUUUGUCGCAGUAGCCCACGAUUAUCGCAUUUGUUUUUUGCUGAUGAUAGUCUUCUGUUUGCGGCUGCCACUGAAGAUGAAGCGGGGGUGUUGCGAGAUGUCCUUCAAAUAUAUGAGCAAGCAUCGGGGCAGAAAAUUAAUUUCCAAAAAUCUACUGUUUGUUUCAGCAAAAAUACGGACUUGGUUACCCAGCAGGUCACAUCAAUUCUUGGGGUGGGUUCUAUGGCGACGUACGGGAAGUACUUGGGGUUACCGUAUUGUGUGGGCCACUCUAAACGAUCCGUUUUGGGGUUUGUCAAAGAGCGAGUAUGGCAUCGUUUGAAUGGGUGGAAGGAGAAAUUACUAUCCGUUGUGGGUCGCGAGGUCCUUAUUAAGUCUGUUGCUCAAGCACUCCCUACUUACAUUAUGUCCUGUUUUUGA
This is a messenger RNA of Camellia sinensis, 474 nucleotides long. The record is from RefSeq and is a predicted model, not a curated record. Lineage: Eukaryota; Viridiplantae; Streptophyta; Magnoliopsida; Ericales; Theaceae.